CAAUUUCGAUGUGCUAUGGAACUUGCACCACACAAUAUAUCUGCACACCUUGGGCUUGCUUCUGGGCUGCUUGAUUGGUCAAAAGAUUGCAUUAAAUCUGGAGCAUUUUGUUGGGCAGCUGAUCUCUUACAAGAAGCAUCAGAAGCUGCAAAAGUCAGUACCUGUUUGUCUGGAAAUUUAUAUUCUGCUUGGAAGUUGCAUGGGGACAUCAAGAUUGCAUAUGCAAAAUGCUAUCCAUGGGGAACUGGAAGGAUUGGAUAUGAAAUAGAUGAGGAUCUCUUGAAAUCUUCCAUCAUCAGCUGGAAAAAGACAUGCUAUUCAGCUGCAAUUAGUGCUAAACACUCGUAUCAGCGGGCUUUACACUUGGCUCCUUGGCAGGCUAAUAUUUACACUGAUAUUGCAAUCUCUGUUGAUUUUAUUGGCUAUCUAGAAGAGAGAAACAACAAUGAUUUGGAAAUUUGGCAGCUACCUGAGAGGAUGGCCCUAGGUGGCUUGUUGCUGGAAGGAGUUAAUAAGGAGUUCUGGGUUUUGUUGGGAUGUCUGGCUAGCAGUGAUGCUCUGAAGCAACAUGCUUUGAUUAGAGCGUUGCAGUUGGAUGUGUCUCUUUCCUCAUCAUGGGCAUAUCUGGGAACGCUCUAUAAAAACUCGGGAGAAAAGCAAUUGGCAUGUCAAGCAUUUGAUCGUGCAAGAAGCAUAGAUCCUUCUUUGGCAUUACCAUGGGCUGGCAUGUCAGCUAGUUAUCAGGAUGGGCUUUGCUCGACAAAUGAAGCUUUUGAAAGCUGUCUGUGGGCUGUGCAGACACUGCCUCUUGCUGAAUUUCAAGUUGGUCUUUGUGCACUUGCAGUUCUUUCUGGUCAUCUGUCAUCCCCGCUGGUAAUUGGAGCCAUAGGGCAGGCCGUUCAAAGGGCUCCGUACUUACCCGAGUCCCAUAAUUUACAUGGCUUAGUAUGUGAAUCACGGACUGAUUAUCAGUCUGCAAUUGUUGCUUAUCAGAAGGCACGAUGUGCUUUGAGAAUGUUUCCCAACUUCAAGAGUGAUCUUCAAUCUUCCUUCACUGAUGUAUCAGUUAACCUUGCUAGAUCACUUUGUAAGGCCGGACAUGCAAUUGAUGCUGCACAAGAGUGUGAAAAUUUGAAGAAAGAAGGAUUCCUUGAUAGUAAGGGCUUGCAAAUAUAUGCUGUUGCAUUGUGGAAACUUGGACAAUACAACUUAGCUCUUACUGUGGCGAGAAAGUUGGCUGAGAAUGUCUCAACCAUGAAACAGACAUGUGCAGCUGCUUCCCUUGGGUUGAUAUGCACACUAAUGUACAACAUUUCAGGAUAUGACUCUGUAGUUAGAACAAUUAGAAAAUUUCCAAGUGAGUUUUUGCAAAAUACAAGAAUGAGUCUCAUCGUCUGUGCAUUAAAUGCUUUAGACACAAAUAAACAACUGCAGUCGCUUCUGCCAACCAUUUCUCAAGCUGCUGCUUCUCAUGGUAUUGCCAUUGAAAUACAUUCCAUUACCGCUAUUAACAAAUUGAUAACUCAGGAGUCUCCUCAAACUGUAGCCAUUGACAGGGGAGUAGAUUACCUAAGAAAGGCCCUUCAUAUGUAUCCUAACAGUCUUUUAAUAAGAAGCCAUCUUGGUUUGCUUCUACUGUCUAGUGGAGAUUGGAUGGCUCUUCAGAAAGCAGCCAGGUGUGCUGUCAUUCCAACUGGUCACCAGCACCCUGUCAAGAAAGGAUUUAGACUACCAUAUGAAAUUCAUGGUGCUAUGGCAGUUGCUUGCGGUUCCAUCUGUUCCACCAACCCGAAGUCUUCUUUCCCUACCUGCAAUGAUGGGCUUAUGCAUGGAGCUAGACACUUGCACUUGCUUCAAAGAUGGUUGCAUCAAGAACCAUGGAACCAAAAUGCUCGUUACUUACUUGCUCUUAAUGUUUUCCAGAAAGCUCAUGAAGAGAACUUCCCCCAACAACUUUGCAUUAUUUCAAAACGGUUGGUUUUAGAUGCUCUCUCUACAGAAGAGUUUCUGGGGGACAAUAAGCUAUCUCAGUCUCGGAGUCUCCUACUCCUCUGUGCAUCAGAAAUAAGUUUGCAGAGUGGUGACUCUGUUGGAUGCAUACAUCAUGCAUCUAAUGCAUUAGGUCUUCUUCCUACCAAUAGUGAUAUGUUUUUUGCACACUUGCAAUUAUGCCGUGGAUAUGCAGUGCAGGAGGACUAUUCAAACCUUAGGAAUGAGUACACCAAGUGCUUGCAGAUGAAGACCAUUCAUCCGAUUUGUUGGAUAUUACUAAAAUAUUUUGAAUCUAGAUACAGUUUGCAGAAUAAUUUGGACAUAAUACAUACCAACUUUCAGGCAUGUGCAGCCAGGAAAGGAAGUUCCUCCAACAAUUGGUCUGCUAACUUUGAAUUAGUUUGUGCUCAAUGUUAUUUGUGGGAUCAGGACUACUUCCACGCAGAGCAAACCUUGGCACGUGCUUGUGUAGCAAAUAUGGACAGCUGCCUUCUACUUUGUCAUGGUAUUAAUUCUACACUGCAUGUCAAGAAUUUCAAUUAAUUUUUUAUCAACAUGAUAUGCUUUCCCCAUAUUUGUUCAUGCUGUUUUGGUAAUGUGAUGUCAGCAUUUUGUACUCGCAUCUAUGUCCUAUUACAUCACGGAGGU
Molecule: messenger RNA, 2640 nt
Organism: Musa acuminata AAA Group (dessert banana)
Lineage: Eukaryota; Viridiplantae; Streptophyta; Magnoliopsida; Zingiberales; Musaceae
Product: tetratricopeptide repeat protein SKI3-like
Exons: 13
Coding region: 16-2535 (839 amino acids)
Cellular component (GO): Ski complex
Molecular function (GO): protein binding
Source: RefSeq, a predicted model, not a curated record